Molecule: messenger RNA, 4741 nt
Organism: Alosa alosa (allis shad)
Lineage: Eukaryota; Metazoa; Chordata; Actinopteri; Clupeiformes; Clupeidae
Product: gamma-aminobutyric acid receptor subunit beta-2
Exons: 10
Coding region: 153-1811 (552 amino acids)
Biological process (GO): chemical synaptic transmission; nervous system process; regulation of membrane potential
Cellular component (GO): synapse; neuron projection; GABA-A receptor complex
Molecular function (GO): neurotransmitter receptor activity; GABA-A receptor activity; extracellular ligand-gated monoatomic ion channel activity
Source: RefSeq, a predicted model, not a curated record
UGCACUACCGACAGCAUCAGCACCGCUGCUGGUGCUGCUUGCUGUUGUGUGGACUGUGCGCAUGCGCCGCGUAGUGGAAUUACUGCACUGGCCAGAAUAAGUUGGAUCUCGUCUGUCUUCACAGAAAUACAAAAAUCAAGCCAAAAAAAAUUAUGACAAUCCUCAGAAUGGGGAAAAAGAGGUAUUUCGGAGUUUGGACGUUUCCUUUAAUAGUUGCCGUGGUGUGCGCACAAAGUGUAAAUGACCCUAGCAAUAUGUCACUGGUAAAAGAAACUGUGGAUAGACUGUUGAAGGGAUAUGACAUUCGCUUGAGGCCAGACUUUGGAGGUGCCCCCGUGGGAGUGGGGAUGAACAUAGAUAUCGCCAGCAUAGACAUGGUAUCUGAAGUCAACAUGGACUAUACAUUGACUAUGUACUUCCAGCAAGCGUGGCGGGACAAACGCUUGUCCUACUCAGAGAUUCCCCUCAACCUCACCUUAGAUAACAGGGUGGCGGAUCAGUUGUGGGUCCCAGACACGUACUUCCUGAACGACAAGAAGUCCUUCGUCCACGGAGUGACGGUGAAGAACAGGAUGAUCCGUCUGCAUCCUGAUGGAACUGUACUCUAUGGCCUGAGGAUUACCACCACUGCUGCUUGUAUGAUGGACCUGAGGAGAUACCCUCUGGAUGAGCAGAACUGCACCCUGGAGAUCGAGAGCUAUGGUUACACCACAGAUGACAUUGAGUUUCACUGGAGAGGGGGUGACACUGCUGUGACAGGCGUAGAGAGGAUCGAGCUCCCUCAGUUCUCCAUUGUUGACUACAAGCUAAUCUCCAAGAAUGUCGUCUUCUCCACAGGUUCUUACCCACGGCUAUCAUUAAGCUUCAAGCUGAAGAGGAACAUUGGCUACUUCAUCCUGCAGACCUACAUGCCUUCGAUCCUCAUCACCAUCCUCUCCUGGGUCUCCUUCUGGAUUAACUACGACGCCUCGGCUGCAAGAGUGGCUCUGGGCAUCACAACUGUACUGACAAUGACCACAAUCAACACCCACUUGAGAGAGACGCUUCCCAAGAUCCCUUACGUCAAAGCCAUUGACGUCUACCUGAUGGGCUGCUUCGUCUUCGUCUUCCUCGCCCUGCUCGAAUACGCUCUGGUCAACUACAUCUUCUUUGGAAGGGGCCCACAACGCCAGAAGAGGGCAGCCGAAAAAGCAGCAACGGCCAACAAUGAGAAGAUAAGGCUGGACCCAAACAAGGUCUCACCAAGCCUUCACCCAUAUACUCAUGUACCAUCUCACCAAGCCUUCACCCCAUAUACUCAUUGGCUGGUUGGGAACAUAGUCCAGCGAGAUGACGCUUUGUUUCCCAGAAUGAAACAGAGGGACCUAGGCGGUCAUGACACAAUGUGGGAACCCAUCUUCAUGGAUGACGCAGCAAUGGGGCUAGGAGAGCAGAAGAACAAGUGUGUUUCUGUCCCAUUUCAGAUGGACUCUCAUGAGAACAUUCUCCUCACCCCUCUGGAGAUCAAGAACGAGAUGGGUACGCCGGAGCUCACCCUGAGCCUGGGCGACCCUCGGGGCACCAUGCUGACCUACGACAGCUCCACGCUCCAGUACCGGAAGCCGGGCCUGUCACGCCACAACUAUGGCCACAAUGCCCUCGAGCGGCACAUGGUCCAGAAGAAGGGCCGGUUACGAAGGAGCGCCUCCCAGCUCAAGAUCCGAAUCCCUGACUUGACAGACGUGAACUCUAUCGACAAGUGGUCAAGGGUUCUCUUUCCGACUGUCUUCGGAUGUUUCAACAUGAUCUACUGGCUUUACUACAUCAACUAAACAAGGCCAGAGAAAUGUGUAUCACUUUUUUUAAUGUUUUUGCUGUCUAAUUUUUCAACAGAAGCAAGACUGAACUACUUUAUAAAUAUUUAUCAAAAUCAGGACUAACUCCUUUCAACCUUGGAACACCUUAUUUGCUGGCUAACACAUGAAUACCUUAGACAUGAGAGAUUAAGAUCAUACGGUGCCUGCUGCAAAGAUGUUGCUUAUAUUUACCUUAUUAUAGUUAAUUAUAUACAGUAUAUUAUUCUGUGUAUGAUUGAAGAUUUAUAUAUUUAUGUUUGUUUCAGUGUAUUAUGUGAUUAUUAUUAUUUUCUGUUUAUUUUUGGUUGCCAAAAUUAUAUUAUAGAUUUGAGAUGGGAUUCAUAUUAGUCAAAUCAGAUGCAGACGUGAAAUGCAGACUCAUCAUUUUCAAGUCAAACAAACCAGUGCUCAAAAAGUAGCUGUUCCCGUCUUAGUUUUACAACCCUAAGUCUGCAUUUUACAGUUUGCAACUUACAUCAGUUUUUUUCUAAAUGCUUGGGCAUAGUUUGAACAUUGCAGCAUUUCCAGUGUCAUUCAACAUAAUGACCUACCUUCAGCUCAAAUGAAUACUGCCAAUCAAUGAUACACCAUUCCAUGUAAAGAGUCACCAAACAAGACUCUCAAUAGAAUACUACUUUGGCCUUUAACCACAUGUAAAAUACUAGUUCAUUUAUUCCAUUAUGAUAUGAAAAGGUAGUAUAGAAUACUCAGACCAUUAUAUACCUAUUUUAUAAUACAUUAUAUGUAAGUAUUUUAUACCAUUAUGUAACUACUAAAUUGAAUUAUUUAUUUUCAAGCAUUAUUUAAAUUGUUACUUUACUAGAAUGGAUAUACAUGUAUUAAUGAAAAUUUAUUUAUAUUUUAGAAAACCAAAUCCUCAUAUCAUUCCAGUGCCCCAGAACACAACAGAGGAAAAAUGGAAGAAUGUGGCUUUCAAGAGUCUAGAAUGAGAUUACAAAGUUGUGUAAAGGUAGCACUGCCCGGACGGUUAGCUGCUGUUUAUCUGAACAUCAAGAUUUCAUACCGGACAAAUAUUUGGGCCCUAAUUUGAAUGAUGCACAACGGCAGGCAACGUGCUAAGGCUAAUUACUAGGAAAAAUAAUUUUGCAACACCACAAACACAAUCAGAAAAUGUUUUUGUAUUUAUACAUAGAGGAGGAAGCCAUACCAUUUCUUUAAAAUUUCUAAAAAUAUAGUUGACAAAUUCUUACAGUCAUAUUCCUCUAUACAUUAAAGGAAUACAUCAACGUUUUGGGAAAUAAGCUUAUUAUUGGGUUAGACCAGCAAGCCUAAAGCUCGCUUUUGCUAACUGGUCUAACCCACUUUCAGUGAAUUAUGCUAAGCUUGGCUAACAGUGUCAGACUGGGUUAUUUGAAUGCACAGGAAGGAGAAGGACAUGUGUCUUCUUCUAUAACUUUGAAGUAGACGGCAAAUAAGCUUAUUUCUAAAAAGUUGGGUAUGUUCCUUUAAAGAGUGUUUCUAUUUACUCGACUUGAUUGGACCCUGCACUGUGUCACUAAAUUACCAGAAUAUUGGUAGCCUACCACUGCCUGUUAUGAUUGUGUGGUUGCUACAGUGUUUAAGCCUGUUCAUGGCUCACAUUGCUGUUUCAAAUGAGGGCCCCUUGUCUGUUCAGAAAAUAAAUCCUUGGUCUCUGGUGGGGAAAUGACGGUAACAUAGCAUAACAUAGCUGUACCCUGUAUUUUAACAAGCACAGUCCCACAUUGGGAUCCAACCCUGCAUCCUAGGGCAUGAGAGACAGACUUGCUAGCUAGGAGGCAAAAAAACAAUGGCAGCUAGCAUCAGUCAUUAGCAUGUCUCUUAUGUCACCAGUGAGUAAAGUUUACAAACCACAAAGCUCUGUACAUGUUAGUCUCUGUUGUAUAGCUAAAUAUUCCUAAAGUUGACCAGCCAACUAGCAAGCUCUUUCUAAUAGUAUUUUGUCGGUUCUCCUAAAUAAAUGCAAAUGAUGGUAGCAUGUCUACUCUAACUUCAGAGAUAUUUGGCUAUACAUGGAUGACAUUAUUAUAGAAGCAGCUUGACACUGCCCUCAAUCUAAACCCCCGUUUACUGGAGGUGAAACAUGUGGUGUGCUUGGGUCUAAUCACCUUCAACAUAUCCAGCUAAAGGUCUCCUCUCAAAAAAAACAAAACAAUACUGCCUUUAAUUUAAACCAAACUAGCUUUUGGUGAAAAAUUAAAACAUUGUAGGCCUACCUCAAUGUAUAAGGGGUACAUUGAGAUGGAUGAAACAACAGAUACCUAACAUGCCUCACACUUAGUGUGUCAUUAACAGUCACCUCCACACAGCAUGCUAAUUAUAUAGGAUGUGAAUGCCAGGUCAUCAGUUGAUCAUUAGCAUACAUUAUACAUUAUUAUCUAUAACUGGUGACACAGAACCAGCAGUUAAAGCAUAUUUAUCAAAAUAAAGAGAUAUCAACAGCAGUCAUCUUUCUUUCACAACAACCUGUAAAUAUAUAUUGUAAACGAUUGUUAACUGUAUGUGUACCAGAAUCUUAUGUGACAAUUAAUUUUGCAUAGCUAUGUUUACACAGAGAUGAAAGGUUUCUUAUUGAUCUGCAGUGUGAAUGAGUGAAUAGAUGAAAGUGACUCAUCAUAUUUAUAAUAUUUUUUAGCACAUGGCACACUUUUUUUCUUUAAUUCUGGUAAUAAUUAAAACAUCAAAAUGUUAUAUGUCAAGAGAAGCUACAAGGAGAUAAAAGCACAACUUAAGGUAGUAAGUGAUAUAAGGACAUAUCCUGAUUGCUCACAAUAUCUUUUUUAUAAUCUAGAGUCUUUUAUCCCUAAAGUAUGUUUGGUUGCCUGCAGGUUUUCCCAGGUGCUGAUAGUCCCACUAUCAACUGUGUGUUCUCCUGUAUGUUUUAUUAAACAAUUUGUACAACUCAA